AUGGACGUAUCUAUUAAGGGCUCUUCUCAGGGCUGUACCGAGGCGAAGAAGCGAUCGUCCUCCUCCGUUUUCUUCGUGGGUUCGGACACGGAGACGGAGGAGACGGAAGUCUCGAAAACUAUCACUGCCAGGCGUGGGAGGCCGUUGGGCUCGAAAGCAGGCUCGAGUUCAAGGGCAAAAUUUUUAAAAUCUGCUCCGGCGACUGUUUUCGAUGAUCUGGAGGCUGUACUGCGUGGCAGGCAGUACAGGCCAGGUAGCGCUACGGAAGGGACGACUCCGAUUUCCUCUGGAAACGAGUCCGAUUACCUAGCGGCGUUGGAUACCAGCGCAUUAAAUGCGCAGGAGCUGCGUGCGCGCGCAGGUGAGGGCCUUGCCUGCAUUAUAGAGGUUGCCAAAAAGUCCGGCAACCUCAAGGGGGAGUUUGUGGCCCGACUGAAGAGGUCCGCCAAGACCCUUACCGAGGUGGUUGACGCGCUCUCGAGCCGAAGCGAAGCCGAGGAGUCGAGGCGGUUGAGAACCGAAAAUCGCCGCCUCAAACUGGAAGUGGAGGCCUUGAAGGUAGAGGUCAAAGCGUGGCGGCGCGGCGUCACCGAGGCCAGGACUGAUGCGGUUGCGGCUACUACCGCCGCUGCCACCGCUACUGAUGCCGGAGCGCGAACGCCGUCUACGCCCUUGCUGGGUUUAGAGCUGGUCGAGGAAAUAAGAUCCUUGACCUGCUCACUCGGUGACAGGCUUAAUACUCGGCUAGCGGGGAUCGAGGCCCGUCUGCUGCCGGCCCAGACCUCGUGUCCUACACCAAGGGCAAAGGUAGUGGCAUCCACACCACCUAAGACGUCACCUGCACCUCGUGGUCCCGAGACGACAGCCACUCCCUCGGUGGCCCCGUCCACUGCCGCCCAGGAGGAAACCUGGGCAACAGUAGUUAGGAAAGGAAAGGGCAAGGGGAAGGGAAAGUCCUCCACCCCUGCCCCUGCACCUGCGACGAAGUCAGCCGCCAAGCCGACCACUGCAUCGUCUGCAAAGCAGGCCGCCAAGUCGACCGCGAAGACGUCCGCGAAGUCAACCGCCAUGCCGUCCGGAAAGCCGGCUGCGAAAGCGACUGCCAAGCCGAAGUUAAAGACGCCGAAGACCGCGGCAGUCGUUCUUUAG
Messenger RNA from Melitaea cinxia (Glanville fritillary), 1149 nucleotides. Its product is annotated as transcriptional regulatory protein AlgP-like. Bases 1 to 1149 code for a protein of 382 amino acids. The record is from RefSeq and is a predicted model, not a curated record. NCBI's taxonomy places the organism in Eukaryota, Metazoa, Arthropoda, Insecta, Lepidoptera, Nymphalidae. The transcript has a single exon.